GGUGUGGGUGUGGACUGGAUGACUUCAGCAAUAAUGGAGGAAAAUCUGCUCUGCUGUUAGACAACACUUUGACUUUUUGACUCAGUCUGUAAUAUUCCAGUUCUUGGAGCUGGAAUGCUGUGUCAGGAUGGGAAACCUGUUUGGAAAAAAGAAACAGUCCCGGGUGACGGAGCAAGAUAAAGCCGUCCUGCAACUGAAGCAACAGAGAGACAAACUGAGGCAGUAUCAGAAGAAGAUCCACCUGCAGCUGGAGAAGGAGAGACAGCUGGCUAAGCAGCUGCUCAAAGAUGGGAAGAAGGAGAAAGCCCUCCUCCUGCUGAAGAAGAAGCGAUACCAGGAGCAGCUCCUGGACAAGACGGAGAACCAGAUCAGCAACCUGGAGCGGAUGGUCCAGGACCUGGAGUUUGCUCAGAUUGAGAGGAAGGUCAUUGAUGGGUUGAAAGUUGGAAACGAUUGUCUGAAGAAAAUGCAUGAGGUGAUGUCGGUUGAAGAGGUGGAGAGGAUCUUGGAUGAAACGCAAGAUUCCAUUGAGUACCAGAGGCAAAUUGACGAGAUGCUGGCUGGUUCCUUGUCGCAGGAGGACGAGGAUGCUGUUCUGGCUGAGCUGGAGGCCAUCACUCAGGGAGACGUCGAGCUUCCAGAGGUUCCUUCAGAGCCGCUGCCAGAAGCCCCUGAAGCUGCAGAGAAAAAGCCAGGUCUGCCGUUUCACUCGGAGAGCGAUCGUCCCAGGAAGAAGCAGGAGCGAGAGCUGCUCGCCGUGUAGGAACAGAGCUGACCCCCGUUACCAACCAACGCCCUCCGCAGAUGUUUUUCCACCCUACACAUCCGCGGUAGAAACCCUCCUGAUGACUGGUUGUGUUCAGCUGCCGCAGGUCGGUUCUAAAAGGAAGGGCCGGUUCACCUGCUACGCCUUGUGAACCUUGAAUUCCUGUGAAAUCACAUAAUUGUGCCUAACUUUAGUGCAAGCAGUGCAUCAUGUUUACUAUGAAAUCAUUUUUAAUUAAUCCAGAGCAUGUAUACUGUAUGUAACUAGUUUAAUCUCCCUAAAUAAUCUGUGGAUCAGAGUCGAGUUCAGAGAGGAUCGUUUCAUCCAAAAUACUGACAAAUGAAUGGACUUUAUAUCUGCGGCUUUGGUUCAUUAGGACAAAAAGAAAAAUCAUAUUCAAGAUUUUAGAUCUUAAACAUGUCUUUGGGUGAAGUGAUCUUUUCAUCACUUCAAAAGAAAAUUUUGAAGUAAAAGAAAAUUUUUCCUUCAAAAGAAACGAAACGUCUGCAUCCAUCCUUCAAAGUCUGACACUCCACAAGCAGAUUACCUAAUCUAAUCCCUAUUCCCCUCGUGGAUUAGCUCAGCCUCAAUGGGAAAAGGCCGGGCCUAUCUCAUCUGAUGUAAUCUACAGAGUCUUCUGUAAUCAUCUUCUUGCGUAUGACCCAUACUUGGAUCUGCAGGAGGAACUUUGCUUUGCUUCCACGAGGUAGAAUGGUCGAACAUCUGUGAAGACCCGUGGAACGAAACUGUAAAUCAUUUAAACUCUGGCGACUGAUCCUGUCCGACGGCAGCAUCGAAGUAAAUGUUUUAAAGUUGGUUUGGGAAUUUCUGUACAUUGUUUUUACAAUAAAAAGUGUUUCUAUUGUUCAA
This is a messenger RNA of Poeciliopsis prolifica (blackstripe livebearer), 1636 nucleotides long. Its product is annotated as charged multivesicular body protein 6-like. Gene Ontology annotation, biological process: late endosome to vacuole transport via multivesicular body sorting pathway; vesicle budding from membrane. The transcript has 8 exons. Bases 128 to 763 code for a protein of 211 amino acids. NCBI's taxonomy places the organism in Eukaryota, Metazoa, Chordata, Actinopteri, Cyprinodontiformes, Poeciliidae. The record is from RefSeq and is a predicted model, not a curated record. Gene Ontology annotation, cellular component: multivesicular body; ESCRT III complex.